CCCCAGCGGAGAGGAAGAGCGGAGACAAGUGAACAACACGCCAAGGCAAGGAAGAUAGGAAAUUACAUAGCGUGUGAAUGGAGCAGUGUGCGAGCACGGCCUCCCUGCUGGCCUCGGUGCGGGAGCAGGAGAGGCAGUUUGAGAUGCUGAGCCGAGCUCUGGAGGAGGAGCGGAGGUCAUGUGCCGGCACCCUGCCCCGCCCCCUCCCCAACAUGCAGAACGGCCGCAUUCCUUGUGAUGCAGACAUAGACAGGCUGACACUGAACGAGGGUUACAUCAACGGGACACAUCACAUCAGGAUGGAGCCUGGUCAGGUGGUGCAGGAGACGUAUAUGGUGGAGGAGGAACCCCAGGAGUCCCAACCCGUUGUCUCUGUGGAGACCGGUGAAGAUGGAACCACUCGGCGCACAGAAACCCUGGUAAAGAAAGUAGUAAAGACCACCACCACUCGCACAGUCAUCCCCUCCGUGUCAGACACACUUUCCCUGGAUGGUGGCGGUUCAGUGACAGGUAUGGGUGUCUAUGCCACACCCAUGGACCGGGUAUACAGGCAGGCACCCAGCGGAGGCAUGCCCAUGGACUACCCGACUCACACUGUUCCCCGAAACUACCACUAUGGACCUCCAGGGGGCUAUGAUGAAUACCGUACUGGACCUCCGUCUGAGACCUACGCAAGCCUUAACAGGGGCGCUCGCAUGGAUGAUCGAUACAGACCUGUCCAUCCAGAUGGUUACAGAACUCUGGAUCCAAGCUAUAGAGCCCCCAGCAGGAACCAGCUGGACCCAUAUGCUGCUCAACCACAGGUUGGGCGUAUGGGAAGUGCUAUGGAGCUAUCCUCCAUCCCAAGGUUUGUUCCAGAGCCUUACGGUCUGGAGGAUGAUCAGCGCAGCAUUGGCUAUGAUGAGCCUGACUAUGGGAUGGGACACCCAAUGCACUACAGCACUGUGCCCCGUAACCACCACGCCUACCCCCAUGGACCCCCACGCAGGACCGGGAGUUACGAGGGCACCUUGGAUGGUGACAUGAGUGGUCCAGGGGAUGUGUACUAUUGGGGUGGAGGAGCCCCUCUGGCCCAGGGUGAAAGAGGAAGCAUGGCCUCAUUGGACAGCACUCUAAGGAAAGGUCCAGGCCCCAGUGGCUGGCGUCAGCCAGAGCUGCCAGAGGUCAUCGCCAUGCUCAACUACAGGCUUGACCCCGUCAAGAGCAACGCGGCUGCAUACCUGCAGCAUCUCACCUAUAAGAAUGAUAAAGUGAAGUCCGAUGUGCGUCGUCUGAAAGGCAUCCCAGCGCUGGUUUCUAUGCUUGACAACCCAAACAAAGAGGUUCACUACGCAGCCUGUGGAGCACUAAAGAACAUCUCAUAUGGCAAAGAUUCAGACAACAAGAUAGCCAUCAAGAACUGUGAUGGAGUGCCUGCCCUGAUCAGGCUGCUGAGGAAGACGCGCGACCAGGACCUCACUGACACUAUCACAGGGACGCUGUGGAAUCUGUCGUCUCAUGACUCUGUGAAAAUGGAAAUUGUGGACCAUGCACUACAUGCCCUCUCCGACGAGGUGAUGGUCCCCCAUUCAGGCUGGGAGCAAGGGAGCAACGGAGCAGGAGGUGGGGAGGAGAACUGCAAGCCCAGACACCUUGAGUGGGAGACGGCCCUCACCAACACAGCAGGCUGCCUGAGAAAUGUGAGUUCGGAGCGAAGUGAGGCGAGGAGGAAGCUGAGGGAGUGCACAGGAUUGGUCGAUUCGCUCAUGUACAUUGUCCAAUCCCAGAUUGACUGUAAAGAUGUCGACAAUAAGUUGAUAGAGAACAGUGUGUGUCUGCUGAGGAACUUGUCUUAUCAGGUGCACCGCGAAAUCCCCGGAUGUGAGCGCUAUCAGGAGGCUGUGCCGAUCAACCAGGGCCCCGCCCCCUCCAGCCAGAAGGGUGGCUGCUUCAGCUCCCGCAAGGGCAAAGGAAGGAAAGAUGAGGAUGCAGCUGCAGAUAUAAUAGACAUUCCAAAGAGGACCACACCUGCUAAAGGUUAUGAGCUGUUGUACCAGCCGGAGGUGGUCCGCAUCUACACCUCUCUGCUAAAGGAGUCCAAGAACCCCACUGUGCUGGAAGCCUCAGCUGGAGCUGUUCAGAACCUGUGUGCCGGCCGCUGGACUUAUGGGCGAUACAUCCGUGCCUUGCUGCGCCAGGAGAAGGGUCUACCCAUGAUGACUGAGCUGCUGGCCCACGGAAACGACCGCGUGGUCCGAGCCAUGUCUGGAGCCCUCCGCAACCUGGCCAUUGAUGCGCGCAAUAGAGAUCUACUAGGUAAACAUGCAGUGCCUCACCUGGUGGCCAACCUGCCGGGUGGUGGUCAGAGUCAGCCGGUGCGAGCACUGUCAGAAGAGACGGUGGUGUCGGUAUUGAGCACACUUCACGAGGUGCUGGGCUCCAGUCUGGAAGCAGCCAAGACCCUCAGGGCCUCACAGGGCAUUGAGAGACUGGUGCUCAUUAACAAGGACGGUAAUCGUUCUGAGCGGGAGGUGCGUGGCGCUGGUCUGGUGCUGCAGACAGUGUGGGGCUACAAAGAGCUGCGGCGCACUUUGGAGAAGGACGGCUGGAAGAAGACUGACUUCAUGGUCAACUUAAACCCUCCGGGCAACAACGCCAGGGCCAAUGGAGGAUAUGAGGACAGCACUCUGCCACUCAUAGACAAAGGCGGCAAAGGAGACCGGGAAAUGAUUCCAAUGAAUGACUUGGGACCAGAUGCCUACUCCACACUGGACCAGAGGGGGAGAAGGAACACUCUGGAUAACACACUCGAACCUGCUGACAAAGAUGCAGUACAGGGAGGGAUGUAUGGGGAGAGGCAGGCUUCUCUGCCUCUAAUGGAUUCUUUCGAUGGUUAGGCUACACCCAUUGUCACACUGCAUGUCAGCGCAUGAAAAACUGAUUGUCUGCAUCACAAGACGACAGCCUCCUCCCGCCUACUGCCCUUGCUGAACUGACAACCGGGGACCACUACACUACCGAUGGGAUUAAACUCCAUCCUUUUACACUCAACUCUUCUGUCCCUUGUUACUCUUUUUACAUCUCUCUCUCUCUCUCUCUCUCUCUCUCUCUCUCUCUCUCUCUCUCUCUCUCUCUCUCUCUCUCUCUCUCUCUGCCUUACAUUCCUCCAUUGCAGCUUACACUAAUGAAACCACACGGAAAACUGGCGUGGCUCUAUGCUCCCUGUGGACAACCGGAUGUGACACUACGACCACUUUAAGCUCUGCGAGUCCCUUAACUCAAAAAAAAAAACACUAACCACUCAAUCAGAAGAUACUGUGGCAACAACACUACGCAACACUAUGACUUGCCUGGACAACACUAACGCUCUCUCAUCAACAAAAAGCAGAGACUGUGGCUUCAUCUGAGGACUUUUGUAAUUCUUGGAGGUCGGAGCGUAGACUUAUUAAACUAUUAUUAAACUAAUUAAAAGGAACUGUUGGGAUCAGAACAGGACUCUUUGGUGCAAUUUUACAUAAAUGGCUAUUACACUCUGUUUUGAAGAAACUGAGGGAACAUGUCAUUUUUUUUCUCUCACUCUGAUGGGUAAAUACUAAAAAAAAAAAAAAAAAUUCCUACCACUGAGAACCAAUGUUUAUUGAUUAAUCAGACAUGUGUAAACCUUGUGCUUCUCUUUUGAUAGUGGUUUUUCCUCUUCUUUCUUUGCUCUAUACCACAGUAAUGGUCACGUGCCAAACGACACUGCUACUGCUGGGACUGCCAAUAUUGAAUGCAAGAACUUCAAACAGUCAGACUUUUUAACAGCAGCUACACUGAAAGCUGUCAUCUGCUUUGUUUUGUACUCUGUGUCGGUGACAGACCAUCGCAAGAUACAUGGAGAUGCUGCAUUUUCUGUAUUGAUUGUGAUCCAUAGAUAUAAAGGGGACAGAAAUAGAGCAGUAGAGAAACGAUUCUCCACCUCAUUGGAAUAGACAGUAUAGUCUGUGCUACAUUUCUAUCUUUCUGUUAAAUGUAAGCCCCUUAACUUUGUAAUUUUUUUUAGGAAAUAUCACAGGAUUCAGUGAGUGCAUUUCCUUUUAUCCACAGGUCUAUUAUCUUAUGAAUGUGUACAUACAAGACUGUCUCGAACAGUGGGCUAACUGGAGUGCCUCGCUCACUCAGGAUAGGUCUGAUGGGUGUGUCCAACAUGACACUGGUAACCAAUCAAGGUGUCUUUUUCUCAGCAGGUUACUAGUUGAGAAUGCUGUAUGUGGAACUCAGCAGUUUUCUAUACUGCAAGAUAAUGGAAUAUGUGAACUAGUAUGUGUGUAAGAGUUGAUUGUUGUUAUUGGGAUUGGUUUUUGUAUGAGGUAUGAAACUCUUGAGUUCUGUAUUAUUUACUGCUUCACAAACCCAUAGCCUACUUGGCUUUAAGACUACAGAACAGUACAUGGAAGAAGACAUUGUAUUGUCUAUCUUAGCCCACAGUUCUUUAGUACAGUGCUUGUUCUGUAGAAGAAUGCAUAUACUUAGUGCCGAGUGAGAUGUAGAUACUUACUGAGUGGAUGAUUUAAAAAAAAAAAAAAAAAAAAAA
Messenger RNA from Xiphias gladius (swordfish), 4552 nucleotides. It is a transcript of the gene ctnnd1, whose product is annotated as catenin (cadherin-associated protein), delta 1. Gene Ontology annotation, biological process: cell-cell adhesion; cell-cell junction assembly. The record is from RefSeq and is a predicted model, not a curated record. Gene Ontology annotation, cellular component: nucleus; plasma membrane; adherens junction. The transcript is spliced from 22 exons. The coding region runs from base 78 to 2876 and encodes 932 amino acids. NCBI's taxonomy places the organism in Eukaryota, Metazoa, Chordata, Actinopteri, Istiophoriformes, Xiphiidae. Gene Ontology annotation, molecular function: cadherin binding.